Molecule: messenger RNA, 3327 nt
Organism: Penicillium samsonianum
Lineage: Eukaryota; Fungi; Ascomycota; Eurotiomycetes; Eurotiales; Aspergillaceae
Product: ATPase P-type K/Mg/Cd/Cu/Zn/Na/Ca/Na/H-transporter
Exons: 6
Coding region: 1-3327 (1108 amino acids)
Biological process (GO): regulation of intracellular pH; proton export across plasma membrane
Cellular component (GO): plasma membrane
Molecular function (GO): ATP hydrolysis activity; ATP binding; P-type proton-exporting transporter activity
Source: RefSeq, a predicted model, not a curated record
AUGGCCAGACCCAAGUCAGACAUGAUGGAUGAACGAAACGCGCCGCUCAGAAGUCAUCCGCCUGACAAACCUCCGACUCAAGGUAUCACGGACGAGGAUGAUAGCCGUAGCGCUUCUAUUCCGCCGCGCGGAAGUCUGUUUCAAAGCGAGCAACGGGGCCGUUCUCAGGAACGGAACCAGCAACGGAACCGAUCUCUCAGUCUUUUCAAGCGACGAGAUCAUUCCGAGCUGCCUCCCAUCCAGACCAGUAGCCUGGCAGGGUUUAUUCCAAAGUCCUCGACUGGUCCUUUGGAUAAUUCGGAUACGGACUUUAGCGAAGAGCGGCCUUUCCUGCCCAAGCUUUCUGCCAUAUCUCCCUUCCAUUCGAACGAAGCCACCAUUCCCCGAAAGGAAAAGCAGGGAGAUGGUCAGACGCAGUACGAUGACUCCCAAGACGCCAAGGACGAGGAGGAAUACAACAAGUUUCGCGCAAGCCUGAACAAUAGCUUGGAAGAUGAUUCUCCCAUUGACCCGGAAGACGAACGUGAAAAGUCGGACAGCAUGAUAGCCGAACAGAAAGAUCAAUCUGCUUGCUGGUAUCAAGGCCCAGGAAGAUCGACGCGGCCGCUCCAGGCGGACUCCGACCCCCCGGACCACCCUCAAAUUGGUCCUAAUGCGGCUUCCGAAGCUGAAACGCAUGAUUCCACCGUCAGCGAGAGCAAAGACUGCGUCGUUGAUCUUAAAGAAAAAGACGACCUUUCUCUUCCGGAGACAUUGAAACCCAUUGCCUCUUUCCAGGAAGAGAGCGAAGAAUCUCUCGAUUGCCUCAUCGAUGAACUGGAGGCCGAAGAUGGAAAGGAACCUGACGUGGACGCAAUCACUAUCCGAGCUGGGGAAAUUUGCCAAUGCCCUCCUGAGCUGCUGGAGACUAAGGUCGACGAGGGUCUCAAUGACGCAGAGGUGGCCGUUCGGCGCAAGAAGUAUGGCUGGAAUCGCAUGAAGGAACAGAAACGGAAUCACUUCAUCAAGUUCAUUUCCUUCUUCAAUGGCCCGGUCCAGUGGGUCAUGGAGGUUGCCAUUGUCCUAGCCGGCUGCUUGCAAGAUUGGAUUGAUUUCGGAAUCAUCUGUGCCUUGCUCGUAUUGAAUGCCGUGGUCGGAUUUGCCCAGGAAUAUCAGGCGGGCAACAUUGUCGAGAGCCUUAAGGAAACUCUUGCCCUGAGAGCUCUGGUUAGGUCGUGCUUGGUGAUAUCAUUCUCUCUGGAAUCACGGGGGAAAUCUCUCGCUGUUGAUAAACACGAGGGCGAUCUUAUCUUUGCUUCGUCAGCGGUCAAACGCGGUACUGGGCACAUGGUUGUGACUGCCACUGGUGAUCAUACCUUUGUCGGAAACGCAGCCGUCCUGGUGAAUAAGGCCGGCAAUACCGCUGGCCACUUCACUCGUGUCUUGCGCGCAAUGGCUCGUAUUCUUCUGAUUCUCGUGCUUUUAACGCUUCUGGUUGUCUGGAUUAGCAGUUAUUAUCGCUCAAACCCGAUUGUCCAGAUACUUGAGUUCACGCUUGCAAUCACUGUGAUUGGUGUCCCCGUCGGUCUUCCCGUGGUUGUCACCACAACAAUGGCUGUUGGUGCGGCUUACCUGGCAAAACACCAGGCUAUCGUGCAGAAUCUCUCAGCUAUCGAGUCGUUGGCUGGAGUGGAGAUCCUCUGUUCAGACAAAACGGGCACACUCACCCGCAACAGACUAACAUUGGGAGAUCCAUACAUAGUCCCUGGAAUGAGUGCAGAAGAGCUUAUGCUGACUGCAUGCCUUGCAGCCAAUCGAAAGAAAGGCGGGAUCGAUGCUAUUGACAAAGUGUUCAUCAAAGGUCUCCGCCACUACCCGAGGGCUAAAGCUCGGAUCGCCUUGUACAAGACUCUCGAGUUCUUUCCAUUCGAUCCAGUGUCAAAGAAAGUGACUGCAUAUGUGCAGUCUCUGAAUGGUGAGAAGAUGCUCUGUAUGAAGGGUGCUCCUAUGACCAUCCUGAGAAAAGUGGAGAGCGACACCACCCUGUGCGAGCCGUUCUGCAAGGAAUAUGAGGCAAAGGUCACUGAGUUCGCCAGCCGAGGAUUCCGUGCACUCGGAGUUGCCCGCAAGCGUCAAGGACGACCAUGGGAGAUUCUCGGAAUCAUGCCAUGCUUGGAUCCCCCACGCUAUGACACUGCUAAGACGGUUUCCGAGGCCCAAGACCUGGGGCUUUCCAUCAAGAUGCUCACUGGAGAUGCAGUGGCCAUCGCGCGCGAAACGGCACGUAGACUCGGUCUCGGAACAAACAUCUACAAUGCUGAGCGACUUGGUGUCACAGGCGCCGGUUCCAUGUCUGGCUCGGAAGUGAAUGACUUUGUUGAGGCCGCUGACGGCUUCGCGGAAGUCUACCCUCAGCAUAAGUACAGUGUAGUUGAGAUCCUCCAGCGACGUGGCUAUCUGGUGGCAAUGACUGGCGAUGGUGUGAACGAUGCUGCUUCGCUGAAGAAGGCAGACACGGGAAUUGCGGUUGAGGGCGCAUCCGAUGCGGCCCGUUCUGCUGCUGAUAUUGUCUUCCUGGAACCUGGUCUGUCCGCAAUUAUCGCAGCGAUCAAGAUCGCUCGCCGAAUUUUCCACCGUAUGUACUCAUAUGUGGUGUUCCGGAUCGCCCUGUCCAUUCAUCUGGAACUCCUUUUCGGACUGUGGAUGGUAAUCAAGAAUGAGACCCUCGACCUCCGCCUUGUUGUCCUCCUCGCCAUCUUUGCCGACAUUGCAACCUUGGCUAUUGCAUAUGACAACGCUACUUAUUCCCAAUCGCCUGUGAAAUGGAACCAGCCAAGACUCUGGGGAGAAUCAAUCGUGCUAGGGUUCAUUCUAGCAGUGGGUACCUGGGUGACGCUGGGCACCAUUCUGUUGCAGGGCGAAGACGGAGGUGUUAUCGAAGGCUGGGGUUCACGAGAUGAGGUCUUAUUCCUGGAGAUCUCUCUGACUCAGAGCUGGUUGAUUCUGAUAACACGCAUCAAUGGAUCUGGAUCGAGCUCGUUCUGGGCCAACUGCCCGUCGUUAUACCUUCUCGCCGCCGUGGGUUCCGUCGAUCUGACUGCAACCAUGAUGGCCGCAUAUGGAGUCUUCGGUCAAGCCACAUCCUGGCUAACCGUCCUCCGUGUGUGGAUUCUUUCCUUUGGGGUGACAUGUGUGAACGCGCUGGCUUACAUCGUGAUGCAUAACUCGCAAAGGUUCGACAACCUUAUGCAUGGCAAAGGCCCUCGAAAGAGGGACAGGCAGCGCUCGUGGGAAGACUUUGGUCUUGACAUGCAGCGAAUGGCUAAACAGCAUGAGAAGACCAGUUAG